This is a messenger RNA of Peromyscus californicus insignis, 5627 nucleotides long. RefSeq names its product short chain dehydrogenase/reductase family 42E, member 2 (gene Sdr42e2). Lineage: Eukaryota; Metazoa; Chordata; Mammalia; Rodentia; Cricetidae. Gene Ontology annotation, molecular function: 3-beta-hydroxy-Delta5-steroid dehydrogenase (NAD+) activity. Gene Ontology annotation, biological process: steroid biosynthetic process. The record is from RefSeq and is a predicted model, not a curated record.
UCUCUCUCUCUCUCUCUCUCUCUCUCUCUCUCUCUCUCUCUCUCCUCUCUCUCUCUCUCUCUCUUUCUCUCUGUUUGUGAUGGGGGGUACACUUGCCAUGGGGCAUGUGUGGAGGUCAGAGGACAACUUCUCAAGUCAAUUCUUUCCAUUCUCCUCAUGGAUCAGACUCACAGAGCCGAUCACUUGCAGAGAUGAGCCAUCUGGUUAGCCAUGUUGUUGUUGUGUGUUUUUUUGUUUUGUUUUCUUUUUUGACUGUAUCCCAGGCUGGUCUGGACCUUACUAUGCAACCCAAGCUGGCCUCAACCUCAUGGCAAUCCUCCUGUGUAGGCCUUUGAAGUUCUGAUAUCGCAGGUGUGCAUCACCACAGCCAGCCUUUUAGUGUAAUUCUUUCCCAAUUCUCUGAUGUUUGCUGGGCCUCGGUUUCCACUUCUGGGUAAUGGGAACAGUAGCUUAUGCUUCCUGAGAUUGCCAGGAGAAUUUAGCACUGCCAUAUCCAGGUUCAGUCCUGGCUCGGCCGUAAUGCUCCCCUGAGGAACAGGCCCGUUUAUUCUCCUAGCCGUUAGCCAGGGACUGUUCCAGGCACGGGAGACACCAGUCAGCAACCCUGCAUGCAGCCUGCAUUGAGGCGAUUUGCAAAGACUUUGGUGUCUGCUCUCUCAAGACCACUGUGUAAGGAAUUUGAAGCAGCCAAGAUGAUUUGGGCCCAUUUCACAGCUGUGGAUACUGAGGCACAGUGAAGUUCUAAGUAUUUUACCCAAGGGCACACCCAGACUUUGCCACCAUAAAUACCCAUAUACCCUUCCCCAGAAGAGUCAUCUGGGCCUUGGGAGAGGAGUCUCCCCUCUGAAGCUACAUCCUGUCUCCUGAGGAUGGGGUGGGGUGGGAGAAUUAGAUACCCUCACCACUUAUGUGGGACAUGACUGCCUUCCUGUCCUAAAACGAACAGGAUAAUGACAGAGGAGACACAGGCAUAGUUCUUAUGACUGCCGGGGUCCUUGUCCUGUGACCACCACAGGCAGCAGCUCAUUGGCCAGUCAGUCACUGAAUACACACCUGCUCCUUUGUGCAGCCAUCCUGCACCAUGCAGGCAGCCAGAGCCUGGUACACGGAAGGCCUGCCAUACAGUCCCCGCUUCUGUAAUGUUAAUGACCUAGUCCUUGGUCUAGCCUGAUGCUCAGGGAGAUGAGAGUAGGAAAGACCGUGGCAGUUGACUGAGCCUAGGUCAGCUAUAGGUCUAGAAUGAGGAGGACAGGGUUCUCAGUGCUGGUCCCUGGGGCCCACCCACUUGACCCGGAAGGCCGCAGGGGACUGGGACAGUGUGGUGUCAGCCAGAUGCCCCUGGAGCACCUGGUAUCAGAAGCGGCUGCAGACUUGGGGAUCAUAGACAAGUUCCCAGGUGCUGAGCCCUUAUGUCCCAGUGGUUCCUCCUCUCUCCACUUCCUCCUCCUCUUCACUCUUCUUGUCCUCUCCUUCCUCACCUUCCUGCUGCUCCUCCUCUUCUCCCUUCCCUUCCCCUCCAUCCUCUUCCUCUUCUUUUUCUCCCUCCUCCUCUCCCUCUCCCUCCUCCUCUCCUUCCUCCUCCUCUCCCUCCUCCCUCUCAUCCUCUUCUUCUUCCUCUUGCUCUUCUCUCCCUUCUAUUCCUUUCUCCUCCCCCUCUUCUUCCUCCCCCUGUCCUCUUCCUCCUCCUUGCCCUCUGAUUCUGAGACGGAUAAUACCACACCCAGUAUGUGAGGCCCCCUAGGCAUGACUGACCUGCCUUCCUAGGGUGCUACAUGGAGCCUGUGGGGAAAUCAGGGGUGCUUACUGUACAUCUGAGUCAUACAACAUGAUUUUGAGCCUCAGUUUCCUCAACUAUGAAGUCAAAGGACAGGCUGCCUUCUCUGACUCCCUAAGGAGCCAGCAGCCACAUGGAGGUUCUUGGGGGCUCUGAAAGAGUCUGGAGCCCUGAGAGAUCUAGGAGGCUCCAGUUUUCCUGAAGUUCCCGUUAGUCCUCAGGACCUGGUAAGGUGUGCCUUGGGAUGACCCUAGAACAUUCUUCUGGUUUUCUCCACAGGUGGACAGCCUCUAGGCUGCAUGGCUUCAUAGAGGAUGAAGACCAACCCUGUAGGCUCCUCCCUAGAAACCUGCCGAGCUGCAGGCCAGGGCGAGAAGGGUUGCCCUGUCUGCCAGGCCUGUGGAGGGGCCUCAGGCCUGGGGUCUGCUUCAGGGUCGGGGUCAGGCCUUGAGCCAGGGCCUGGGGCUGUUCUGGGGUCUGGGCUUGGACCUGGGGCUAUUCCAGGACCGGGACCUGGUCCUGGCGCUGUUCCAGGUUCUGGCCCAGGACCUAGUGCUGUUUCUGUGACUGGGCUAGUACCUGGUGCUUCUUCAGGGCCUACUGCUACUCUGGGACCCGCGCUAGGAGCAGGACCAUUACCUGGAUCAGGAGCUAGGUCUGGACCCAGGCCAGGAGCCGAGUCAGUACCUGGGUUAGUACCCCAGCCAGGAGCUGGGACAUUACCUCAGCCAGGAGCUGGGCCAGUACCUCAGCCAGGAGCUGGGUCAGUACCUCAGCUAGGAAACGAGUCAGUACCUAGACCAGGAGCUGCACCAUUACCUGGGCUGGGCCCAGUGCCUGGGACCAGACGAGGCUCUGGGACUGGUUCUCACCCCAGUGAAUCAGUGACGCCCCCAGAACCAGCGCUACAGCAGAAGACUCAGGCCAAACCCACACAGGGCCCCCGACAGAAGGUUCUGGUGACCGGAGGAGGAGGCUACCUGGGCUUCAGCCUGGGUUCCAGCCUGGCCAAGAGAGGCAUUUCUGUCAUCUUGCUGGACCUCCGCAGACCCCAGUGGCCACUACCCUCAGGAACGGAGUUUAUCCAGGCUGAUGUCCGAGAUGAAGAAGCCCUGUACCAAGCCUUCCAGGGGGUGGACUGUGUCUUUCAUGUGGCCUCCUAUGGCAUGUCUGGGGCUGAGAAGCUACAGAAACAGCAGAUUGAGUCUAUAAAUGUCGGAGGCACCAGACUAGUGAUUAAUGUCUGUGUCCGUCGGCGGGUUCCAAGGCUCGUGUACACCAGCACAGUCAACGUGACAUUUGGCGGAAAGCCCAUAGAGCAGGGCGAUGAGGACUCUGUCCCAUACUUCCCCCUGGACAAGCACAUGGACCACUACUCUCGAACCAAAGCCAUUGCUGAUCAGUUGACUCUCAUGGCCAAUGGGACACCUCUCCUAGGAGGAGGCACCCUCCGCACCUGUGUGCUCCGUCCCCCAGGGAUCUAUGGCCCUGAAGAACAGAGACACCUGCCCCGGGUGGCGAACCACAUCAAGAAGAGACUGUUCAUGUUCCGGUUUGGGGAUCGCAGGACGCGCAUGAACUGGGUCCAUGUGCAGAAUCUGGUGCAGGCACACAUGCUGGCGGCUGAGGCCCUCACCAUGGCUAAGGGCUAUGUGGCUAGUGGGCAGGCGUACUACAUCAAUGAUGGGGACAGCGUCAACCUCUUUGAGUGGAUGGCCCCACUGUUUGAGAAGCUGGGGUACAGUCAGCCCUGGAUCUGGGUACCAACUUCCUGUGUGUAUCUGACAGCUGCACUGAUGGAGUACCUGCACCUGGCCCUGAGGCCCAUCUGCACCGUCCCCCCACUGCUCACCCGCAGUGAGGUGCUCAGCGUGGCCGUGACGCACACCUUCCAGAUUGCCAAGGCCCGCGCUCAGCUUGGCUACGCGCCGGACAAGUUCAGCUUCGCCGACGCAGUGGAGCGAUAUGUGCAGGCCACGACCCAGCAGCCCCGUGGCUUCACCACGCUGACGCUUCUGCGGCUGCUGCUCCUGCUUCUGGGGCUGCUCGGCCUGCUGGGCCUGACACUGCACUUCCUAGGGCUGCAGCCUUUGCAGACAGCAGUGCAACACCUGUGAUCCCGCCUCCGAUUCCCCGGCCACGCCCACAUAUGGCUCUCUGAGCUUGUACCUGGCUUUGACUUCCUGAGUUAGGCUCGCCCCUGCGUCCUAGCCACGCCCCCGCGUCCUGGCCACGCCCCCAUUGCUGCCCACGCCCCGGCUCCACCCACUAGGCUUGUAUUAGUCCUCGUGUUUGGGCUCACUUUCUCUGCUCCGCCCCCCGAGUCUCAGCCACAUUUCCCUACCUUUGGCUUCCUAAUCCAACUUCUUAUUCUUCUCCUGGGCUGGGCGAGGCGGUUGAUGAAGUCCCAGCCUCCUACCCUGCUUCUCCUUCCCAGCCAUUUCCAGGCUCCUAACCAGUCCAGCCCUCUGCUCCGUGUAUCUCCCGGUUUUUCCUGCUCUGGUUUCGCCCCUUCUGCCUCCACCCGUACGCUGAAGCUCCAACGCGGUUGCUUCUUUAGGGACAGACCUUACUCCUCCCUCUCGGGUUUUCGCCGUUGAUCCAAGUGGAUGACGUUCUGGUUGGUAGAGUCUAGAAUUGGACCUGUCUUCUGCUGCUUCUGUGGACAGUGGACCUCCUCCCCUGCCAUGGCUUCUUUGAGUUUGUCCUAAUUUUGACACAGAUUUGUGUGUUGAUUAGCUGGGGAGGGAUACCCAGCCCAGCUUGGUAUCUUUGGGUUCUCGGUUAAUGAGUGGAAAUGACUCAGCACAGUAAAAGGUUUCAGUACCAGAAGGGGCAAGGGGAAAAAAAAAUUGCAAAAGAAAAUUGAAUGUCUCAUAAAGGUACCAAUGUAAUAGACAAAAUAAGAGUUUGGCUGAUCAUAUUAUGAUUUAGAGUUGUGUUCUUGUGCGUGGAAUCAGGAUGUCGUUCCUGAAGCUGUCUACCCUAUUUUUGCAGACAGCAUCUCUCUCCCUGGUUUGGAGCUUGGAGUGGCGAGGCUGGCCAAGAAACCCUAGGGAUCCACCCUGUCUCUUGUUUCCCUGCCCUGGGACUGCAAGCAUAUGCCACCACACCCAACAUUUUGUAUGGGUGCAGGAAGUCGAAUUCGGGUCCCCAUCCUCGUGUAGCAAGCACUUUACCUACUGAGCCCUCUCCCCAGCAUCCAUAUUUUAUGAUUUAGUAUCGUUUGUAUUUUUUUCUCUUUUUUAAAAUGUAUUACAUUUUUUCAUUUAUUUUACAUCCCGACCGCAGUUUUCCCUCCCUCCUCUCCUCCCAUUUCUUCCCCCGGCCUCCUUUCUGCCCCCUCCCCCCAUCCACUCCUCCUCUGUCUCCCUUUCAGAAAAGGGCAGGCCUCCCAUGGGUGCCAGCAAAGCAUGGCAUAUCAAGUUGAGGCAGGACCAAGUUCCUCCCCCUGCAUCAAGGCUGGGUGAGACUAGCCAGCAUGGGGAAUAGGUUCCUUUGUUCAUUUGUAUUUCUUGAUGGGUAGUGGUGCUCACUAGCAUCUUUAAGAGUUUAAGGCCGCAGUCGGUCCUGCUCUCCACAGAAACUGCAUCUCCCUGCCAUCAUGUUGUGGAUCCCAGAAUAACAGUGUGUAAACAGAUUUAACACAUCUAUCUAUCAUCUGGUGCACACGUGGCAUUAGCUGAGCAAAUACUAUGGACCCUAGCAGAGAGCAAAGUAACUGCUUAGCCUGCGGUGGAGGGAAGAGAAGGCACUCACUAGUCAACCUUCGUAGGUGGUGUCCCUCACAGUGUGUGUCUGGUAAAUAAGGAAGACUGUGUAAGAGUUUUAAAAUACACUCAGCAGAAUUUUA